This is a messenger RNA of Ooceraea biroi (clonal raider ant), 1715 nucleotides long. Its product is annotated as wengen. The record is from RefSeq and is a predicted model, not a curated record. Gene Ontology annotation, molecular function: protein binding. NCBI's taxonomy places the organism in Eukaryota, Metazoa, Arthropoda, Insecta, Hymenoptera, Formicidae.
AAGCUAGUUUGACGGAAAGUUUUAAGUUCGACAAUUUAUCUCACUAGUUUAUUUCUCAUUGUUCUAAAUGUAACAAAUAGAAAAUAUUUUGUCCUACGCAACGGUGCCCCAUCUGCUGAUAGGCCGCUCUACCGUGCCGGCACUGUCUCUCGCGGCGCUUGUACGCUCCGAGUAGGGAGUAGGAAUUUUUGAUGUCAGAUUCGUUAUCAGCAACCUUGAAAACCAUUAAAUAUCAAGUUCCAUACAAAUCCGAUCAAAAUUAAUAGAUAUUGACCGCCAUAUUGGAUCCACUAAUUUGAAUAUUGAAUUUUCCAUGUCAGAUUCGUUAUCAGCAACCUCAAAACCUCAAGUACCUCGAAUUUCAGAAAAGUCUAAAGAAAUCUUGAAUUUUGUCCGCUUUUGCAUGCUUUCUGGCCCACUGUGCACUGUGUAAAUCUACAAAAGAUUCAUCGAGUCGUGGCAAACGAUAGUACCGUUUACUUCUGAUUUCAUCGAUAGGAUGAAAUCAGAAACGUCUGUUAACUCCGAUCUGUGCGUUACGAUUGCAGGUGAUGCCGAGGGAAUCUUGCUCCGGGCUGCUGUUGACCCUGGUGUCGGUAUUCGUCGGCCUGUGCGAAUCCUCUGCCGCCGGCGGCGCGACAUCCAGCGCUCAGCAGCAGCAGCAACAGCAGCAGCAACAGCAACAUCCGGUCUGCAAACCCGGCCUGGAAUUCUGGUCUGCCGAUCGCGCCGCCUGCUGGCCGUGCACCCGAUGCGCCCCGGAAUUCACCCUGAGCCCGUGCGCUGUGCACAAGGACGCGAUUUGCGGCCCGUUCUCGGCGCUCGAGCUCGACUGGUCCUUUCUGUCGUCGACGAGAAAGAGCGUCCCGCCGGAGGCUGGCGAUGGCAGCCAACGUCGCCUCGAGGAAACCGUUACGUCGAAGAUGUUCUGGCGGUUUCCCGAGAAACAGACGAAAGAGCGACCCGUUGAGGAAGCCGGCAAUCUCGUCGACCUCGAUCGAGAAAAGAAUGAAAGUUCGAUCGACGAAGAGCCGGUCUCCGCCUCGCCGGAAUCAAAAACGGCACACGAUCCUCGGGAGAGGAGAAAAUCUCCCGGCGAGGACAACCUACUGUGGGAUUGGCAGACUGUUGCGUUGGUCCUCGCGGUUUGCGCCUGCAUAGUAUUCUUCCUGGUAGCGGGAUGCUCGGCUCUCAUCUACGCAAGACAGUGGCGGCGGAUGAAGAAAAACUUUGAGCCGGCGGGUCUCGAGGAGAUCUCGGCCAGAUUGAACCUGAUGGUAAAGGCGGAACUGGCCGAACUGGUCGCAGGAGCUCCGAUGAACCCAGGCGAUCCCGAAACCAGAUGUCAGUAUCUCGAGAAGCUUUUAGGUAAGCACGGUCAGAAUUUUAAGGCUCUCAUUCGCAGCCAUAAAUUCCCACGACGACCACCACUUGAUUUGACCAUCUGUGAGCAUCGGUUACUGACUCUUACGAGAUUCUUGAUAUGCAUUUAUGGAGACAUAUCGAAUACUCAAUUUGGCAAAAUUGUCAUCUGUCCAUAAAACUACGAAGACUUUUGAUAACAGAAUAUUUCAAUUAUUUUAUACAAAAUAUUUUAUUUUAUUUAUAAGAAGAUCGUCUUAAUUGUUUUAUGUAGAUGAUAUACAGAAAAACUUGAAGCUCAGGUGGAAUUCAUUUCCCAGUUUUAAAUGAUCCCUUUAUUGAUGCUUAUAUCA